AUGCAGCCACCCAAAAAGCAAACCAAGACGAAGGGGCAGUCCUCGAAGAGUAGAUUAUCUUCCUACAUCGAAGAGCUACCUGUCGAAAUCUUGAGCCACAUUUUCAGGCUCACCCACCAGACAACUCUUCUCGAGGAUACAGCCAGACGAUUAGCAUCUCCAGGCGCGGUGUACCGCAGAAUAGGCAAAAACGACCGUGGACCCCAGUCUCCCGGAGUUGCAGACCUUUCUUUUCCCCUCUACACGAUCGCGGCCGUCUGCAGACAAUGGCGUGAUAUCGUAUCUUCCUUGCCAGAGUUUGCGACCAGAGUCGUUCUCCCGAUUGACAGGACGGAUCCUACCGCCAAACUUGACAAGAUUAUGGAAGGCCUUGAACGAGCCAAUAGCCUUCCGCUCGACAUUCUCGUGUUUCCAAAGGAUACCGGGGCUCGUCGCAAGAACGAUGUGGACAUUGAAGGAACCCACACUAUUCAAAUCAUGGAGUGUCUUGCCCCUAUCGUUCCCCAGUGCAGGUCUUUCGUGUUCAAAGUGAAGUAUAGCAGCUCCUUACCACUUAUUUCCCAACAAUUCCGCGGCCGCGCUCCCCACCUUCGAGUCCUCAAACUUGUCUGUGAAGAGGACACCGAUGAGGAUCUGCCAUGCGUGCUGCCCGACGACAUACCCAAGGACGAGGAGUUCGUUUUCCCCCUUCUCACCACUAUCCACCUUGACGGGUAUACCUUCAUGGAUGCGUGUAACCUGCCCUCGUGGAAAGCGCAGCUCGCGAAGAUGUCCAUCGACACCCUGACGCUCUCCAACUUCACUGCCCCGAUGCAGGAUGAAGAAUUCGACCUCGCCGAAUUUUCCAGUGCGCUGGCGGAUAUCGGGCAUAUCAGACAUCUUACCUUGUCCGACUAUAGGGUCGGUUUCACCGAGGGCGAUUCGAACGAAGGGUACAAUCCUCUCAACGUCGACAGUCUGACCGUCGAGAAUUUAGAGGACAUCCAGUUCAUGACGGAGUUCCUGACAGGGGUCUACGCGGCCAAAUUCUGCUUCUACCACCUCGUGAACACGAACCUCAGCUGGGAGUCGAUUCCGCCGGUGCACCAUCUCCGGCUUGAAAGGAUCCCCGAGCUCGAUUAUGGCUUCAACCACGCUUUUCAACGGUUCUUUGGGAGCCGCCUCGACGUCGUUGAUUGCGAACAUUUCUCGGACUCCCAUCUCGACACUAUUGCGAACUUCUGCGAACCGCUUCGUCGGUUGUAUCUUAUCGACUGCCCAGGGAUCACGGCGAAAGGACUGAAGGCGAUGAUUACCUCGCGGAACAAGCUCGUUUCGAAAACCGCAUCCCUCGGAUCCGAUGAUGAUGAGGAAGACGGCGACGGCGAAGAAGAAGAGGGCAUCGAUAGCGACGCAGAGACUAUUGUGAGAUGUACGGUAUCGGACGACGAGGGGCUCGAGAAUCUGUUUGAAGGGCCAGAGAAGCCACCGCGCGGUGUUGCCUUCAGGCCCAUUCACCGCAUUCAUGUACAAGGGCACCCGAAAAAGCUGUCGAAGGCUGACCGAGACUGGUUCAUGAAGAUCAUCAGGUCUUUCCGUUGGGACUGA
This is a messenger RNA of Cyclocybe aegerita, 1587 nucleotides long. Lineage: Eukaryota; Fungi; Basidiomycota; Agaricomycetes; Agaricales; Hemipholiotaceae. The record is from the annotation of a GenBank genome assembly.